CGUUAGUACUCACAAAAAGGUUAAUGUCUAAAUGUUGUCAUAAUUUUAGUGUAAAUUUUUCAUCCGGCAUUCGCUAGGGUACAUUUUCACGAACGAAAUGAGAAAGUUCCAACUUUGAAAUCAUAUUCGUUUCACUGAAGUUAGAGGUGCAUUGUUGCCACAACUGUCAUCCGCCAAAAACACCCCAAUUUUCAAGGUUAAAUAUGCCCCAGCUGAUGCAUAAAACGUACAAGUUUGAUUUCCAAAGUUUAAAAUAAAGCUCAUGCUUUUUAAUAAUAAAUCCGGUCAAUUCUAUAAUUCAAGCAUUCACAAAUCGCUUUCACAUAGAACUUGAAGCUUUAACCCCAAAUAUUGUUGGUGCAUUUUACGGAUUUUCUAUGUUCGCACAGGGCUACUAGAAAUUUCAGCUAUUUGGACAAUUCAGGCAUUCACUUCUUUAUCAUUUAAUCCCUUUAAAAUUGCAAUGCCACGUAGUAAACGUAGGUCAGCAGCGUCAGACAUGAGCUCCACAGAUGAUGACAGAUAUGCCUCCAAACGUUCGAGGAACUCAAAUAGUUCACGGCGGGUAUCGCGUGUGGACGAUGCCGCUGGUGGCGGUGCUACGCCCCAAACGGUACCAACGUUCAAUCAGAAGCGAUGCGUUGCCUGGUUCCGAGAGUAUACCACCCCUGACGAGCCCGAUACUCUCGGUCCUGAGGGCAUGGAAAAGUUCUGUGAGGAUGUUGGCGUUGAGCCCGAGAACGUCGUUAUGCUGGUGUUGGCGUACAAGAUGCAGGCGCGGCAAAUGGGCUUCUUCACAAGGGACGAGUGGCUGAAAGGUCUGGCCGAAAUGCAAUGCGAUUCGAUACAGAAGCUGCAGCAAAGACUGGACCAACUCCGCUGUUUGCUAAACGACCAGAAUGCGUUUAAGGCUAUCUACCGGUACGCCUACGACUUUGCCAGGGAUAAGGAUCAAAGAAGUAUGGAUAUGGAGACGGCGAAAGCGAUGCUACAGCUGCUACUGGGUAAACAUUGGCCCCUGUAUUCACAGUUCAGUCAGUUCCUCGAUCAGUCAAAGUACAAAGUUAUUAAUAAGGAUCAGUGGUGUAAUAUUUUGGAAUUUUCAAGGACUAUUUAUAAUGAUUUGUCCAAUUAUGAUGUGGAUGGCGCAUGGCCCGUGAUGUUAGAUGAAUUUGUAGAAUGGUUGAAAGCAUCAAGAGCUAAAACUGACAUAAGUUGAGGCAUAUUCCUUCAUAAUCUUUACAAUGUAAAUUAUUAAGUUACUGAAUCUGAAUCAAUUUAAUUGUGAACUGAAGUAAUUUUAAUGGAAGUGUAUCCUAUAAUUGUACUAAUAUUUAAUAUAGAUACUGUAAAUCGUAAUUUUUAGGUACAGUUGCUUUAAACUCUACUUCCAAUAAAAUUAUUUCCUCCAAAAUAUUUUACAAAGUACCAUUAAAUUUUAAUAUUAGAAAUUUCUGUCACAAUGUAACACAGAACUGAUAUAGUUAAUUUAUUAUAUUUUUUAAAGGUUAAAUUUUGAA
Aethina tumida (small hive beetle) is the source of this 1520-nucleotide messenger RNA. It is a transcript of the gene SCCRO4, whose product is annotated as DCN1-like protein 5. NCBI's taxonomy places the organism in Eukaryota, Metazoa, Arthropoda, Insecta, Coleoptera, Nitidulidae. Gene Ontology annotation, molecular function: ubiquitin conjugating enzyme binding; ubiquitin-like protein binding; cullin family protein binding. Gene Ontology annotation, biological process: positive regulation of ubiquitin-protein transferase activity; protein neddylation. The coding region runs from base 464 to 1219 and encodes 251 amino acids. The transcript is spliced from 6 exons. Gene Ontology annotation, cellular component: ubiquitin ligase complex. The record is from RefSeq and is a predicted model, not a curated record.